CUGUCUUUCAGAAAAUGAAUUCUUCUACGCCAGAAAGUCUGACACAUAUCAUUGAAUACAUAAACAACAGUAGCGAUGUUGAUAGAAACGACGAAACAGACAAGGAGCCAGAACCGAUAACGACAUAUUUCCUCUUAUGUUUUAUUGUCAUUGUCAUUGUUACAAUUCUCAUAAUUGUGUUGAAAUAUUUUUGCAGCAAGCGAAGUAGAAAGAUACCCACAAAUGUGCAUUAUAAAUUGUUGGUACCAAAGAAAAGAAACAGCUGCCAAGAUACGAGUCUGGGGAUUCAGGGUUCUUUAGUAUGUAUGUCAGACCUCCUCGUAUGUUAAAUAUAAAUAAAAGGGAAGAACAGCAAGUAGAAUCAAGUUUUUCUUUUGUACAUUUUGAUAACACUUUGCCGCUCGGUCCGGAAAGAGGACAGUUGCACGAAAAAAGUAGGGAAAGUUCACGAACACAGCCUUUGGAACCGAAAAUCCUAAAAGUUAAACCACUAAAUGCUGCUGAAGAUGGUGAUGACAGCGAAAGACAAAAGUCCACAGGAACAAAUAAAGGUGUGAUGGUUAAUCAAAGGUUGGACUGGAACAAACUGUUUACAUUUCUGUCGCACACAAUAGAUGCAGCAGAUUCGAAACUUUUCUUCAUACACUUAUUCUCCAACGGUGAACAUUUGCUUCCAUAUGGUCAGACAGUUAACAAUAAAAUUGAACAUAUUUCUUCGAAUACAAAGGGGUCAACACCAACUUUAUUGUUCAACCAAUUCGAAGCAUGGAAAUCACUGAUGGGAGAUAAAGCGGACCCAAAACAAAUUGAAAAGGCUCUUCAAGAUAGAGGAAACAAUGAAGCACUUCGGAAAUUUCAGCACUUUAUGAGAUGCCCACCUAUGACACCAGUUCAGCUUGUCCAGCGAAACAAAAUGUCAGAUGUCCUUGGAAAACAAUGCCAACUUGUCCUUCAUAAACCUAACUCAUUUAAUAAAGCUCUGGAGUACACACCUUAAAUGCAUUCACAAACAAUGGCGUUACGUAAGGUCACUUAUUACGGCAAUGGCAGUCAAACGUUGUCACAAAGACAUGAUGCAAAUGAAGCUUCAAUUGAAUUGUUGAAUGAACAGGAACAAACGGUUCCCUUAUACGUCCAAAGAAAAUGUGAUAUUUCUCAAUCAUCUAGCAGAAGUUCCAAUUUUGGAGGGAAACGGUCAAGAGCAGAGUCGGAUUAUAUAUCUUCCAGUGAUGAAGAUCACAUACCCUAUAAAAACAGAAGGCGUGAAACAAUUUCAUAUCCUACCGUAAAAAGACCUCUCUGUAGAAAGAAAAAAGUAAAUAUGGCAAACAAAUGUGGCGAGCUUGUGCAGUGGGAAGCAAUUGGUAAAACACUCAUCAUUGAAUUAAUCAGAAAACUAUUGCCAUCUGACAGUCAGGUUUUGAAAGCGGAAGAAUAUCAUCUGUUUCUUUAUCAUACUGUUUCACUUCUGACCAAGAAAACAAAUGCAUCUGAAAAUAUGUAUUGAUGGGAGAUUUUCACUCUGCGUAUGAACAUAAAACAGGACGGGGGCAUUUGACUUUCAUUUUAGAUACAAAAACUGAAAGUUUAUCACUAGGUGAGAAAAAAUGGGAAUAUUUGAAGCUUUACGCUGUAUAUGCUCGAUCGAGGGUCUUAAGAAGACUUAUAAAAGAAGACAGCGACUUUGUUGCAAGUAAUACUUGUUUAUCGACUAUGAUGGCAGACCAAUAAUAGAAAAGGUAGAUUACGAUGUCCAACAAGAACAGUAUGAUGGCAAAAAAGAUCCGAAAAAUAACACUCGGAAAAUUGUUGAGAACAACGAGAAGACUGAUACUGACGAAAAACCGAAUAAUUGCCUUGGAAAUUCGAAUGUCAUUGAAAUGGAAGGAGACUUCUCAGCCCAAGCCCAAGAUAUACUUGAUAAAGCAACAGUGUUACCAACUGAACUUAACAUCUCAGUGAACGAUGCGAACACUUUAAACGAUCAAACGUGCACAGCUGAAACAGUUCAGACAUCAAAUGAAAAGGAUGCCACAGAUGAAAACAUUACUUCUCCAAACUUAAACACCGAUAAAAGAAUAGGAAUGUUCAAAGAUAAAGGUAUUCAAACUGCAGAUGCAACUGAAACAGAUAUGAAUGAUUUAGAAUUUCAAAACGAUGACGAAAUAUACAAAUUUCAACAUUAUGGCCAAGCAAGAGGUCAAGACAAAUUACCAGAUUUGAGUUCUGAGGAUAACUUAAUGGCCAUUAAAGCCGAAACUGAAUAUGAUGAAUCAACGGUCAAAGAGACAAUUACCGAGAACUUAGAUUCUUUGAUUAUGGACAUCGGUAAUGUGAUUGAAGUUUUGUCAAAUGAAAACGAAACGCAAAUUAUAAACAUACCAAAUCAGAAUACAAGUGACUUUUGUUCUUUUGAAGAUGAAAACAAAUAUCUGUGUCCAAAUGCUGCCAACAAGAUUAGUGUGAAUAAUUUCAACGAAAGUGCUCAACUCCCGAGACGCAGAAACAGUAUAUGAAAUAAAACAAACUGCUUUAAACAUUAUUGAAAUGGUUCUGAACCAAAAGCGGUUCACUACCUACUAAUAUUACUAAAUCGUUUAAUCUGAUACACACCGAGUAGAAGAAAUGGUUUCUAAAUCUAUCUGUCUCUCCAAAUAUUUCUAUUUUAACGUGCACAUGCUACUCAUUGGUGCUCACCUGUAUAUAUUUUAGCCUUUGUUAAUUAAGGCUUUCUAAACAGAAUUAUCAUGAAACAUUGUGAUAUACAUGUAUUAAUAUAAUUUAAAUCAAAAUUCAAUAAUUAUUCUCACAGAAUAUUUUCCUGUUUUAUUAGAUUGUUUUUUUUUCAGAAAGCAAACAUGUAAAUGCAAAUAUUGUGACACCUUUAGGUUUACGAUUAUAUUUAACUUGCUUUUGUCUUUUUUAUUUGCUUCAGUGGUAGAAAGACUGUAAAUGUUUAGUUUAGCUAUUGUCUAUUCACUCCAAGAAGGGUGCCGAACGAUCCAUGAAGCUUUAAAAUUAUAAUAAAUUUACCAUGAUUCCA
Messenger RNA from Mercenaria mercenaria, 3043 nucleotides. RefSeq lists its product as uncharacterized. Lineage: Eukaryota; Metazoa; Mollusca; Bivalvia; Venerida; Veneridae. The record is from RefSeq and is a predicted model, not a curated record. The transcript has 6 exons. The coding region runs from base 302 to 997 and encodes 231 amino acids.